AUCGAUGCCUACCUAUAUCUAGUAAAAUGUUCCGAUCCGGUGCCAUAGUAAGCUUCAUGUUCAUUGUACCGUUAGCUGUAGUGAAAUCAGAAAAAUGUCCAAAUGUAAAUCCUGUGCCAAAUUUUAAUCUCACUGCUCUAACUGGGACGUGGUUUAAAGUCGCUAGAUAUAAAGAAGAUACAAUUGAAAAGACAGCAAACGGAACCAAUAUAACUCUUUCUUUUGUCAAGAACGACUUAACCUACUCCAUGUCUUCUUUCGUUGGUAAUAAGUUACACACGAUCAAUGGUACUAUCAAACCUGCACCUGAAGCUGAAGGUAAAGGGAUUAUAAUCUAUACAAUGGAAACAGAAGAUGGGACACAUUUACCAAAUGUUUAUAUUUACGUCUUGGCAAUAGACUAUCACAAAUACCUAAUUUUAUAUGACUGCAUCUAUAAUGAGAAAACUAAAAAAGCUACAGAGUUAGUAUGGAUAUCAGUCAGAAAUCUCCAUGUACAUAAGGACAUUGAAGAUGCAAUCAACGCUUUUGUAAACGCCAAUCAUCUUAUCAAUUUGGACAAACUCGUAUGGGAGAGACCAUCAGAUCACAAAUAUGCAUGAUUUUUAAGA
This is a messenger RNA of Aricia agestis (brown argus), 611 nucleotides long. RefSeq names its product insecticyanin-A-like. The transcript has 4 exons. The record is from RefSeq and is a predicted model, not a curated record. Bases 27 to 602 code for a protein of 191 amino acids. Lineage: Eukaryota; Metazoa; Arthropoda; Insecta; Lepidoptera; Lycaenidae.